Messenger RNA from Drosophila busckii, 762 nucleotides. It is a transcript of the gene fd19B, whose product is annotated as fork head domain transcription factor slp1. Gene Ontology annotation, molecular function: DNA-binding transcription factor activity; sequence-specific double-stranded DNA binding. Lineage: Eukaryota; Metazoa; Arthropoda; Insecta; Diptera; Drosophilidae. Gene Ontology annotation, biological process: regulation of transcription by RNA polymerase II. The record is from RefSeq and is a predicted model, not a curated record. Gene Ontology annotation, cellular component: nucleus. The transcript has 4 exons. The coding region runs from base 1 to 762 and encodes 253 amino acids.
AUGGAUACACCAACGGCGCCCGUAUUUAAAUCAAGUUUCUCCAUACGCUCACUGCUGGCUAAAGAAACAGAGCAACAUGAGCAGCAGCAGCAGCACAACUCGAACAGCAGCUCGAAUGACUCUGGUCAUAGCUCUGAAGAUGCUGGCUCCGAUGAUGGCCACGCCCACAGCAAACAGUACGCGCUGAAGCCCGCCUUUACCUAUAGCGCACUGAUUGUCAUGGCCAUACGGCGUAGUCCGGAGAAGCGUUUGACGUUGAGCGGCAUCUGCAAAUGGAUUGCCGACACUUUUCCAUAUUAUCAGAACCACAAGAGCGUCUGGCAGAACUCCAUACGCCACAAUCUAAGCCUGAAUCCUUGCUUUGUGCGCGUGCCGCGCGCCCUGGACGAUCCUGGACGCGGCCACUACUGGGCCUUAGAUCCAUAUGCAGACGACCUGACCAUUGGCGAAACCACGGGACGCUUACGCCGCAGCAAUCAUGCAUUGCUAUCGCGCUCCAAGGCAGCCUUGAUCCAAAGCGCAGGACACUUGAAGGCGCACCCUUAUCAGCACCUCAAUGGCAAUGCAGCCAUGCUCUAUGCGCAUCUCUUCAAGCCUCAGGCGGCCUAUUUUCCUAUUGCAGCAAGUGAACAACAGCAGCCGCAACAGCCAAUCAUGCUGCAGCAAUAUGCGCAACAGAAACAGGAAGAAAGACAAUACAGCAUUGAACCCACUGUGCCCAAUGGCGACUAUGCUGUUGUUGCACGCCAGAAGUGCUUGUAA